Messenger RNA from Salvia hispanica, 2609 nucleotides. RefSeq lists its product as uncharacterized. NCBI's taxonomy places the organism in Eukaryota, Viridiplantae, Streptophyta, Magnoliopsida, Lamiales, Lamiaceae. Gene Ontology annotation, molecular function: polysaccharide binding; ATP binding; protein kinase activity. The record is from RefSeq and is a predicted model, not a curated record. Gene Ontology annotation, biological process: protein phosphorylation.
UUGAGUAUUUCGAUUGCUCAACCUCAAUAAAGCGGAAGGAACCGUGCAUUUAAUAGUGGAAGGUGAGUGAUUGCGAUUGAGAUGUCCUCCAACUUCAAUGGGCAAAAAGCCGUGCCUUUUACAGAGAAGAUGAAGUCCACAAACUCUUCCCAUCUCCAUCUUCAAUGGUGAGAAGAAUUCGCAGAGAAUUUGCAGCAAUGGCAAGUUCCACUGACAUAGUUUAACUGUAGUCCGAACUCAAUUGGGAGCUGGGAUUUGCUUAGCUGCGCAAUUAGGUUAAUCGAUUCCCACCACCAAGAAUCAUGAUCUUCGAAAACCGCCUCCUCGCAUAUUGGUCUUUCUUGAUUAUCAUGCUCUGUUUGCUUCAAACCUCUCAUGCUUGUACCCCUUCUCAUUGCGGCAUUAUUCCCAAUAUCAGCGAUCCUUUCCGGCUGAAGGGUGAUCCGAUGAACUGUGGCGAUUCCAAAUACGAAUUAGCCUGCGAAAACAAUGUCACCGUCAUGUAUUUGAGUUCUCACAAGUAUUUGGUCAAAUCAAUCAACUACGGGAACUCCACCAUAAGGUUGGUUGAUGCUUCCAUCACUGAUGAAGCCUGCUCCUUCCCUAAGCACUCUACUUAUGCCUAUAACUUCAGAGACCAAUAUCCGUUUAGCACAAGUUCUGAUUGGAUUUUCAAGGAUAAAAACGAUCCCGGUGUAGCUUGGCCUAUUAAUGUCGUGAGCUGCCCUUAUCGGUUGGAGGAUUCUUCAAACUUUACAGACGUCACUGGCUGUUUCAGUGGGGAAAAUUCCGUUGGUGUUUCAAAUUCGUCUCGUGCUAGAUAUACUUAUGUGAAGGUUGGGGGCAUGAGGGCCUCGGAUGUAGGAGAUAAAUGUAGUGUAGACCUCAUUGUGAUGACAUCUUUGAAAUUUAAGAGUUUCAAGAAUGUAACUCUCUCGAGAAUACAUGAUGCUCUGCUGUACGGAUUUGAACUGUCUUGGUUUCAGUUUCGCUGUAUAGAAUGCAAAGGAGGAUGGGAGUGUACUACUAUUGACGAAAAACUGGAUGGCUGUUCGGACGACACCCUUCAGCUUAAGAUUGAUUUUAAUUCGUCGGGAACCAAAUUUCUCUUGUGGGCAUUUUUUUGGUACGUUAUGAUUCUUCUGCUCGUCUUAGCGUGUAGGCUAGAGGUUUUGAUCAUCACCGGAUUCACCUUUGUAUGGGGACUUUUGAUACUAAGUAACUCAGCUUGGUUCUUCAAUUCAGUCAAUGGGGUUUUCAUGAAACUUCUGGUCAUCGUUGUGAUCAGCUAUGCAGCAAAGAUCAUCAUUGCAUAUCCUUGUGUGAUGGGGAUUCUAGUCUACAAGUUCCGAAGAAGGCAUCUAUCUUCGUAUGAUGACAUAGAGGGCUUCCUGCAAAGCGACAAUCAGCUCGUGCCAAUUAGGUACUCCUAUUCAGACUUGAAGAGGAUGACAAGAGGCUUCCGAGAAAAACUAGGUGAAGGUGGUUUCGGUGCUGUUUACAAAGGGAAGCUUCGAAGUGGCCAUGACGUGGCAGUGAAACUACUUGGGAAGGCAGGACCAAAUAGCAAAGACUUCUUCAAUGAAAUUUCUACCGUCGGAAGGAUCCAUCAUGUCAAUAUCGUCAAGCUAGUCGGGUAUUGUGCAGAAAGAUCGAAGCAUGCCCUUAUAUUUGAUUUCAUGCCUAAUGGUUCCCUUGAAAAGUACCUCUUUGGCCGCGAAAAGAUGAAUUCUUUGAACUGGAAUAGUAAAUUUGAGAUUGCAGUCGGAGUGGCUCGAGGGAUUGAGUAUCUGCAUCGAGGCUGUGAUAUCCAAAUCUUGCAUUUUGACAUAAAGCCGCACAAUAUACUUCUCGAUGAAAAUUUCAUUCCCAAAAUCUCUGAUUUCGGGCUAGCAAAAUUUUACUCUACGGAAAAGAAUACUGUGACUCUGACUGCUGCUAGAGGAACCAUAGGCUAUGUUGCUCCUGAAUUGAUCAGUAGAAGUAUCGGUGCCGUUUCUUACAAAGCAGAUGUAUAUAGUUUCGGAAUGCUGCUAAUGGAAAUGGUAGGCUUAAAGAGAGACUUGCCAGGAAAUGCUAAUGAGUCUAGCCAGUGUUUCCCAUAUUGGAUAUACGACUGCUAUAACCAAGGGAAGGAUGUUGAAUUCGGAAAUGUUGACGAAAUCAGCAACGAAGACAAUGAGAGAGUCAGGAAAACUAUUAGGAAGAUGACGAUAGUUGCAUUGUGGUGCACACAAAUGAGUCCAGACGCUCGGCCUUCAAUGAAUAAAGUGAUAGAAAUGUUGGAAGGAGACGUCGAACGCCUACAGAUUCCUGAUCGUCCCUCGGAAUCAAUCCAGGUCGCAGUAGAUGAUGAUCAAAGCUAUGGUACUACUACUGCUACUACUAGCUCGAUUGAUCAAGUGUCCUUGCUCCAUCGUACUUAUCCUUCGUCGAGCCUUGGCACUUAUGCUCUAGAUUCGGAUCCGAAACUGUAAAUAUGUCAUGUGAUGAAAUUCAUCAAUUUGCUUGAAUUAUUUGAUCUGAUCAGAUCCCCCAGUGCUGUAACUCCUUUAAGGAGGUUUGUAUUCUGUGUUUGCUAUAAUGUUAAUCACAACCAUUUCCACUAA